AUGGAGAGCCAAAGAAAAUAUAUAAGAUGGGUGGAAGUGCGCGCAAUUAACAGUGAUGAUUGCCAAAUUUCUAUAAAUGAAGAGCGCACACUACUUCUGGUUGGACGUACAGGUGAUGGAAAAAGUGCAACAGGCAAUAGCAUUCUUGGAACUAAGGCUUUCAAGUCGAUGCACUGCUCUUCUUGUGUUACAACUGAUAGCCAGCUUCAAACUACUCAAUUACAAGACGGAAAUAUACAUAACGUCAUUGAUACCCCUGGGUUGUUUGGUUUUUCUGAUGAACAGGAUUUUAUUGGAAAGGAAAUCGUUAAAUGCAUGGAUUUGGCCAAGGAUGGGAUCCAUUCUGUUCUUUUGGUUUUGUCUGUGCAAUCACGAUUUUCUAGUGAAGAACAAGCAGCUGUCCUAACCUUUGAGAAGUUCUUUGGUGAAAAGUUUAAAGAUUACAUGAUUGUUGUCUUUACUGGUGGAGAUGUACUUAAAGAUCAGUCUUUGGAUGAGUACUUAUUGGACAAUGGCUGCCCGGACUAUCUAAAGGAAGCUCUCAAACAAUGUGGAAAUAGACAAGUACUUUUCGACAAUAAGACUCAUGAUCCAUUGAAGAAAGCUGACCAAUUAAGAAAUCUUCUUUUACAUGUGAAUUUGGUUGUGGAAAAGAAUGGUGGAAAACCAUAUACAACAUACCUGUUCAAGGAACUAAAAGGUACUGUUGAAUCAAACCUGAGGGGGAUGAGGCAUCUUGAAGCAGAAUUGGCAAAGGAACGUGUUGCUCGUUUGGAAGCUGAAAAAAGUGCAGAAGCAGCUCUAAUGAACUUGGAAAAUAAGAGGCGACUGAUGAAGGAUAUAUAUAGAUACAGACAACGUCCAAUGGUGGCUGACAAACUCCAAGAAAGAAAAUUGGAAUCUUCUGCUGGCAUGUGUCGUAUUUUAUGA
Solanum stenotomum is the source of this 930-nucleotide messenger RNA. Its product is annotated as immune-associated nucleotide-binding protein 9-like. Gene Ontology annotation, molecular function: GTP binding. The record is from RefSeq and is a predicted model, not a curated record. The coding region runs from base 1 to 930 and encodes 309 amino acids. The transcript has 6 exons. NCBI's taxonomy places the organism in Eukaryota, Viridiplantae, Streptophyta, Magnoliopsida, Solanales, Solanaceae.